This is a messenger RNA of Lachnellula hyalina, 504 nucleotides long. RefSeq names its product E3 ubiquitin ligase complex SCF subunit (gene sconC). Bases 1 to 504 code for a protein of 167 amino acids. Gene Ontology annotation, biological process: SCF-dependent proteasomal ubiquitin-dependent protein catabolic process; mitotic cell cycle. NCBI's taxonomy places the organism in Eukaryota, Fungi, Ascomycota, Leotiomycetes, Helotiales, Lachnaceae. Gene Ontology annotation, cellular component: cytoplasm; nucleus. The transcript has 4 exons. The record is from RefSeq and is a predicted model, not a curated record. Gene Ontology annotation, molecular function: cullin family protein binding.
AUGUCUUCUACCGACGACCAGACCAUCACCCUCGUCAGCAAUGACAACGUCUCGAUCCCCGUCGCCCUCAAGGUCGCUGAGCGCUCCAUGCUCAUCAAGAACAUGCUUGAGGAUAUAGGAGAGAGUGCGAUGGAGUCGCCCAUUCCCAUUCCCAAUGUAAAUGAGCAAGUCCUCAAGAAGGUUAUCGAGUGGUGCGAGCACCACAAGGACGACCCAGCCACCGCUGCCGACGACGAUUCCGACUCCCGCAAGAAGACAACCGACAUCGAGGAGUGGGACCAGAAGUUCAUGCAAGUGGACCAAGAGAUGCUUUUUGAGAUCAUUCUCGCAUCAAACUACCUAGACAUCAAGCCUCUGUUGGAUGUAGGAUGCAAGACUGUUGCAAACAUGAUUAAGGGAAAGUCGCCUGAGGAGAUCCGAAAGACAUUCAACAUCACCAACGACUUCACCCCCGAGGAGGAGGAGCAGAUCCGCCGCGAGAACGAGUGGGCUGAGGACCGUUAA